AUGGCUCCCGCAAAGAAGGGUGGCGAGAAGAAGAAGGGCUGGUCUGCCAUCAACGAAGCAUACAUGAUCAACAUUCACAAGCACAUCCAUGGCAUGGGCUUCAAGAAGCGUGCCUCUAGGGCACUCAAAGAAAUCUGGAAAUUGGCCAUGAAGAAAAUGGGGACUCCAGAUGUGCAGAUUGAUACCAGGGUCAAUAAAGCCAUCUGGGGCAAAGGAAUAAGAAAUGCUUCAUCCUGCAUCCGGGUACGUUUGUCCAGAAAACGUAAUGAGGAUGAGGGCUCACCAAAGAAGCUCUACACAUUGGUAACUUACAUGCCUGUUAACACAUUAAAAAAUCUACAAUCAAUGUGGAUGAGAACUAAGCUACUGAAUCACAAAUGA
Molecule: messenger RNA, 381 nt
Organism: Alexandromys fortis (reed vole)
Lineage: Eukaryota; Metazoa; Chordata; Mammalia; Rodentia; Cricetidae
Product: 60S ribosomal protein L31-like
Exons: 2
Coding region: 1-381 (126 amino acids)
Biological process (GO): cytoplasmic translation
Cellular component (GO): cytosolic large ribosomal subunit; ribosome
Molecular function (GO): structural constituent of ribosome
Source: RefSeq, a predicted model, not a curated record